CCAAGUUUAUUUCGGAUUAUUCCAACGGAAGAAUACAAGGCGCAGGGAACUUUGAGGAAAGUCGUAAACAAUCAGUCAUGGCCGACAUCAGCGCAUCAAACACAGGUUUUGCCUUGGAGCUGCUCCGCACUCUGAGCCAAGCGAGUCCCGCUGGAAACAUCUUCGUCUCCCCGCUGAGCAUCAGCUCCGCCCUGGCUAUGGUUUACCUGGGGGCCAAAGGAGACACCGCUGCUCAAAUGGCAAAGGCGCUGUCAUUCAGCUCUGGUGAAAGCGUCCACGGAGACUUCCAGACACUGAACGGCGACAUCAACUCACCCUCCGCCUCAUACAUCCUCAAACUAGCCAACCGCCUUUACGGAGAAAACACUGCCAACUUCCUCCCGCUGUUCCUCAAAGCCACUCAGAAGCACUACCAGGCCGACCUGAAGGCCGUGGAUUUUAUGGGGGCUCCAGAGGCAUGCAGAAUGGAGAUCAACAGCUGGGUGGAGCAGCAGACGGAGAAUAAGAUUAAAGAUCUUCUGAAGCCGGGAACGGUCACUCCUAUGACAAGGUUGGCUCUGGUUAAUGCCAUCUACUUCAAGGGAAACUGGUUGAACCGCUUUGAUCCGGCGAACACCAAAGAGAUGUCCUUCAAAGUCAACCAGAAUGAGGCAAAGCAGGUCCAGAUGAUGUACCAGAUGAAGAAGCUGCCCUACAACUACGUUCCUGAGCUCGGGCUCCAGAUCCUGGAGCUGCCGUAUGUGGAUGAGGAGCUCAGCAUGUUCAUCCUGCUGCCCGAGGAGUCGGCAGAUGGCUCUGACCCGCUGCUGAAGCUGGAGAAUGAGAUCACACAGGAGAAGCUUGGCGAGUGGACCAACAGGAGAAACAUGGAUGUCCACUCAGAAGUCCUCGUUCACCUGCCCAAGUUCAAGCUGGAAGAAGACUACGAGCUGAGCGAGCCUUUGGCCAAACUCGGGAUGACGGACGUGUUCUGCGGGGCGAAGGCCGAUCUGUCCGGCAUGAACGGGGAAAGAGGACUGUUCCUGUCCACAGUGGCCCACAAGGCCUUCGUGGAGGUGAACGAGGAGGGGACGGAGGCGGCCGCGGCCACCGUAGUCACGGUACUGUUGUGUAGUUUUAGGGAGGAGCACUUCACAGCGGACCACCCCUUCAUCUUCUUCAUCAGGCACAAUAAAACCAAGGCCAUCCUCUUCCUCGGGAGGUUCUCGUCUCCUCAGUAGACAGAAUCAGCAGAUGAAGAUUUUAGUCCAAUAGGAAAAAAAAA
Molecule: messenger RNA, 1264 nt
Organism: Gasterosteus aculeatus aculeatus (three-spined stickleback)
Lineage: Eukaryota; Metazoa; Chordata; Actinopteri; Perciformes; Gasterosteidae
Source: RefSeq, a predicted model, not a curated record